This is a messenger RNA of Hemicordylus capensis (graceful crag lizard), 4963 nucleotides long. It is a transcript of the gene GPR26, whose product is annotated as G protein-coupled receptor 26. NCBI's taxonomy places the organism in Eukaryota, Metazoa, Chordata, Lepidosauria, Squamata, Cordylidae. Gene Ontology annotation, biological process: adenylate cyclase-activating G protein-coupled receptor signaling pathway. The record is from RefSeq and is a predicted model, not a curated record. Gene Ontology annotation, cellular component: membrane. The transcript is spliced from 3 exons. Bases 305 to 1369 code for a protein of 354 amino acids. Gene Ontology annotation, molecular function: G protein-coupled receptor activity.
GAAGCUUUAGGACCAAUAAUUAGGGAUCUCAGGAGAGCUGCUUCUCAGAAUAUCCUGCUUUCUUUAGAAGCAGAUUGUGGCUCGGUCCUGGUGAUAUGUGUGUAUUUUUUAAACCCUCCUUAGAGUUUGAUGGGCAUUCCCAGUGCUUUUGUGCAUGUCUCUACAAAGCGUUGACGUGGAAAGAAGCAGCAGCAGGGGGUGGUGAAAACGGCAGCUCUUCUAAAAAUACUGAGGGCAUGCAGGAGUGUGAGCAGGCUGGGGAGGAGGAGGAGGGUGUGAGAGUGCCUCACAUCAUGUUUUCUGGAUGCCAGCUGGGUGCAGUUUUGGAAAUGUUCCUCCUGUGAAUGGAGGCACCAUGAACAUUUGGGAAGUGAUCCUGGCUUUCUUGAUUGUGGUGCUCAUCCUGGUGUCGUUGCUGUCCAAUGUGCUGGUGCUGAUCUGCUUUUUGUACAGCGCAGACAUCCGCAAGCAAGUCCCGGGAUUGUUUAUCCUCAACCUGACCUUCUGCAACUUGUUGAUGACUGUUUUGAACAUGCCCCUGACCCUGACUGGGAUCAUUUACAAGAAUCCACCUGGAGGAGACAAGCUCUGCUAUAUCGUGGGUUUUUUAGAGACUUUCUUGACCACCAACUCCAUGCUAAGCAUGGCAGCUCUCAGCAUAGACAGGUGGAUAGCUGUGGUGUUUCCUCUGAACUACCAUUCCAAGAUGCGCUACAAAGAUGCUGCUCUCAUACUGAGCUACACGUGGUUGCAUUCUGUAUCCUUCCCUAUAGUGGCAACUUCUCUGUCUUGGGUGGGUUUUCAUCACCUUUAUGCCUCCUGCACCCUGUACAACAAGAGACUGGAGGACAGGACACAGUUUAUGAUUUUCACUGGGGUGUUUCAUUCCCUCAGCUUCCUCCUCUCACUCAUAGUCUUGUGUUUCACAUAUCUAAAAGUGCUGAAGGUGGCACGCUUUCACUGUAAAAGGAUUGACGUGAUAACUAUGCAGACCCUUGUGCUGCUGGUGGACAUCCAUCCCAGUGUAAGAGAGAGAUGUCUAGAAGAACAGAAGAGGCGGAGACAAAGAGCAACCAAGAAGAUCAGUACCUUUAUUGGUACUUUUAUACUAUGUUUUGCACCGUAUGUAAUCACAAGACUGGUAGAAUUGUCAUCUAUAGUUCCCAUCAAUGCACACUGGGGAGUCAUUUCCAAGUGUCUGGCUUAUAGCAAAGCUGUUUCAGAUCCCUUUGUAUACUCUUUGUUACGACACCAGUACAAGAAGACAUGGAAGGACAUCAUAAACAAGAUUCUUAAAAGAAGCUCAAUAAAUUCAUCAGCCCUCACAAGUGAAUCACAGAGUCGGAAUAUUUUGCAAGCAAAUGAAUGAAGAGGCCAGGUUUUGAACUAUUUCUUAAAUGUAGCCUAAUCCUGGUGGAAAGAAGUGGAGGAGGAGUAACUGGUGUCCCUAAUAUCACCAGUUGACAAUAUCUUGGAAAGCCUGCCUUCUAAGUCUUCAGCAACUUAGGUGAUGAUUUUCAUAGCAAAGUUGGCUGCCUUUCAGUACUGAUAUCCAAUAUUGUCUCAGAAAAUCUCCACCAGCUUCAUGAAAUGUGUGUCUCCUCCAUAAAGGCAAAAUCCUCUUUUUUUAAUACAAGUGUGGUUGGGUAUGGGUAAAGAUAAAGGUUGCCUUUACAUGUCCAAAAAUACGCCAACCCUGAAGAAAUGUUGGACCUUUUGUGCCAGUUUUGAUGUGUGACAGCAACAUCUGCUUACUCAUGACCAUGGCAACAUGUGAUCAGAAAGAUGUAGAUAUCCUCCUGAUUGUUUCUGAGACAGUUGGCCAUUCCUAAUUACACAUAAGUCUGAAAGAUCAGAAUUGGUAGUGUUUGACCCAUCUGCUCCAGGCUUGGAGCAAUACUUUUCUCUGUAAAAUGAUAUGGAAAAAAGCUACUACUGUGGCAUGGUCCUGCUUACAUUUGUCAAGCAACACACAAAUUGCCCUUGUAUAUUAAAGAGCAAUUGCUUUCACACAUCAUAAGGGCAUGUCUAGAUUACUCUUAUUUCAGGGACCGGGUGCACUGUUUCAGAAAUUCCAGGUCCCAGACAUAUAGGCUUUACUGACCUACCAAGCAAAGAGUUGAUGCUUGACAGGCACCAUCCCUGGAUUAGGUAAUAUAGUCCGCAUGUGUAUCCUGGAGUAAACAAUUUGUCUUCAGAGUGAAGGUACUCAUCUUUCCCCAGGUCACUUCAGAUUCUCCCCAACAGAGUAUUAGAGUAUCAUACUAUGAAAGCAGGUAGCUGCACCUCAUAGUGAACAAGUUUUCCCCUGUUGCAAUGAUUUUCUGACUGUGAAAAUACCUAAAAUGUUGUUGCGUUAAUUUGUAGGUGUCUAAUGUCUGCAGUGCUCUGGCUUGUACAGGCUGCUGGCAGUCUGGAAUGUAAUACUCUUCACAAGGCAAUAGCUAAUAUUCUUAUAUGUUUUCUACAUGAUAAUGAUAAUGUUCUGAUUAGUGGCUUUGUGUACAGAAAUGCUGUGUAGGUCUCCUUAAUUAAUGCUCAGAACUGGAUGAAGUGUUUGCACAGAUGCCAAAAAGGAUAAUAUUAGCUAGAUCUAUUUUUAUUUUUAAAUUAAGAUAAAAAUGGUUUAUCAUGAACAAUUAAAUUUAAGAGUGAAAACUUCAAUCAAAUGUAUUUUUUAAAAAACUCUAGAAAUAUUUUUGUUUCCAGUGACUAGAAGUCUGUAAACAAUGAACUCUUGGAAAUUGCUGGAAGUGGUUUUAAAAUACAAAAUGAAAGAGGACAAUCUAAUCACUUGCCACAUUUCCCCCUCUUAAUCCUUUGUAAUUCCCCCUCUUGCUGUUUUCCCUUCUCCCAUUGGUAGCCCAUCCCUCCUGUACACUGAUCACUGCAUGAACCUAAUGACAUGCAUAAGGAAGGGACUGGAUCAGAGCUGUAUUUAUUUUAAUAAUAAUAUUUAAUAAUAUUUAUUAAGAACUUUGCACCAAAUAAAAAUACUAUAAUGUUAGAAGGAAACCCCUUCUGUCUUCCAGUUCUGAUGAUAUGGUUAGUUCCUCUAUUUCUCACUGAUUUCUUAAGCAUUAAUAUAUAAGAGACAGAUCAGUUAAAGGUCUGUAGGCUAGUUGCCUUGAGUUGGUUGAUUGAUUGAUGCCUUGAAUUGGAAGGAGAGGAUCAUUUUCUCUUAAAUCCUCCAAAUGAUUUUGUUUGUUUUCCAAAGUUCAGCUUUCAGGAAGUGUAUGAUUAUAUUCUUCAGCCAUAUUGCAUUACACAGAUGCCCAGAUGUUAUGCUGUGGAACAUGAGUCUCUAAAAAAAACCUUACUAUCCAUGCAAAUGCACCUAAUUAACUUUCAGUAAAGGUUAUGGAAUGAUAUUCCCCUAAAUUUUCAUUCAGAGCCCAACUUAAAUCUGAAUACUGUUGCCUCGACCCAGAGAGCUCCUACAAAUGUCAGUGCACCUUGGCUUUCAGACAUGCCUGGGUUGCCCCAUUUAUUCACACACUUCCUUUGAAAUAAAUGCUCUUUCCUUUGAAAUGAAUGAAACGACAACCUUUGUGAAUGCAUUGGCACUCCUGGGUUUGGAGUCUUUCUUUCUAUAUAACUAGAUACUACUUUCAAAUAUGUGUAAAUCUACCAACACUAAGCUUCUGAAUUUGUUUCACAGCACCUCCCUCUUUAAUGAAAGGCUAUGAGAAAGACACCAUUUUCAUUAGCAGUUGUAACUGAGUUUACAAUCGCUUGUAACUGAUUGCAUUAGCUAUAUAAAUUGCUACUAAUUCUAAAUUGCUAGAGAAGAUAAUUCUAUUGACAUUUCUUAGGAGAAUGUCCUUAUGCUUGCAACCACUUCAGUGCUUAUUGUGCUAGCUUCGGUGCCUCAUUCCCCCCCCCCCCAUUCAGUAUUGAUUCAGUCAUACAGUUAACAGAUGAUUUCAUAAUUAAAUGGUUUUAGAUAUUUCACUCUGAAGCCAUCUUCCAGUGAUUCAUAGAAAAGUACCCCCAUCUAUCAUUUUAAUUCUGAGGCUUAUUAAUAACACUCAUCUCAAAUCAGCAAAAGCUAAAUUUGAUACAAGAUGAUCUGGUAUAUGCGAAAUGUUCUUACCUAUUAAUAAGCUGUAAAGAAAAAAUCCCAAGGACAGAAUAUAACUUUUUGCUAUUGUCAUUUCCAGAUAGUAAUUAACCUAAAAUACCAUAUUACUUGGAAAAUCUAUUUGGUUUAAAUAGUCUGUCAUUAUGUGUGAUUUCUUGAGAUCUAUUCCCUCCUUUUAUGUAUUGUAUUACAGUUGGUGCCAGGGACUAAAAUACUCUGCUGCCAAGACUCCACUGUUCAAUUGAUUAUCUUCUCAAAUGGACCAAUCCUGUCCUCAUCUUUGUCAUGUCUCUAGGAAGCGACUUUAAAACCCUUGCAUUUGUCAUAGUGGCAAACAUAAAUGAAGAAAAACAUGAGCUAUGAUUUAGACAAAAAGCAACCCUUUUCAAGUUCAAUUUAAUCCUGCAGGAAAGUUAUGUGUAUGCCACUGAAAUCAAUGGGAUUAGGAAGUGUGUAGUAUUGGUUGGAUAUGAGCAAUAUAUGGACGUGGUAUAUACAUAUUAUCAUAAUAAAUAAUAAUAGUAUCCAGACUUGUAUACAUUUUGGCUGGUUCCAGAAAACCCGCAUUUUUGGUUUGGCUAUAAAAUGUUUAAAGGUUUGUGCACAUAUAUAAGAAAACAUAGCAUGUAGAAACCAAAAUACUUUUCAUUCUUCUAAACUGUAUUUCAGAUUCAUAAUGAUGCACUAGAAACUUUCAUUCUCGUUGGGACAUAUAGAUAAAUGUAAAGUCAUCAUCAAGCUCAAUAUUGUCUACACCAGUGUUUCUCAAUCACCGGUCUGUAGACCGGUGCUGGUCCGUGAGGAGUUGAGUGCUGAUCUGUGCUGGUCCAUGAGGAUUAAUCCCCCCACCAAACAAUUUUGAGCCAGUGGGGGCCACCA